CCACUGAGUUCAUAGUUUACAUAACAAGUCCCAUGUCUUGCAACCGCUGUUCACAGUCCAGCAGCACACCCGCCAACUUUCUUUUACGGUGCAGAAACUGCCACAAAUACUGGCAUCAUAGAUGUCACCCCCCUCCUCUCGAAAGCGAUGAACUCAUUCAGCUCGUCUGCUCCCAAAAUGCAGGCGAUCGUGACAAUGGCCUCGAUGGUUGGAUAUGCAAACGUUGUAGUAAGAAGAAGAAUCAGGCAGCUGAAACCAGCAGCAAAACUGCGGCUCAAUCGCUGAGACCAAGACCGGACGACAACCAACAGCCACCACCCUCCGUUCAGGUGCAAGAAUCGCUGGGGCUUGUACUUCCGAAGGACAAGGGAAAAAUCGAUCCGAACGUUGCAACUCGCGGCAGUGGGCCAGCAGGACUCAGUAUCGAAACAACCACCCAUAUACUCCAUACCGCUGAACGCACACGACACAAUGACCACGGCAGUCAGCACCAACAACAUCAGGACAAUCAUACAGAUAGUCAGAUGAGAAAUAUAGAUAAUCAUAAACUUCCGACAACUACAGUUAAAAGGCUCCAAGUGAAACGUGUGCUCCAAGAGCAACACCUUGAUGGUCCUAGAGCGGACCGUGACUAUCCUCAUAAAACGAAGCUCUAUCUAGAUCAGCCCGCUAUGCCCCCCAAGUACGCCCGUGCUCCAGAUGGAAAGAAGGUCGUCUCGUCCGGGUACCCACCAGGAGUGGAGCAGCCUAAAGAAGAAAACCGUUUAAAUCCUUCACUCAUAGAAAAACCUGUCGCAAGAAAAGAAGAUACGCCUCCCUCUCGCUCUGUUACUUUGUUCUCCGAAAGGGUUUGCUCUCCAUUCACUUCACUGCCUGUUAAAGAAGAGGAACAUAUUCACUAUGAUUCGGUGGUGAAGAGUCCUGGGGGAAACGGGCAGGAAGUGGGUACUCAUACAGAUACUCCUUCAGGAACCCCCGUUGAACAUGGCGACGUCCACAUGAAGGAUGACAGUGAUGAUCUCUACGGACCUCCUGUCCCACAGGAUAAUGGCUCUACUCCUGUUCUAUCCAGUUCGAGACCGUUUAACGAGCAGCAAGGAGUUUUUCAAUCGCACCAUCAACUCGAAGGCCAGAGCAGCCUCAAGCAAACACCAAAGGCAGAAACACAACCAUUGUUGGGCCCUGAUUGGUUGAAAGCUCGAUACUCGGUUGCCGAUGAUCCAUGGCGCUGUCUUUGCGAUCCACGGCGCCGAAUGCAUGGUGUCAGUAAUAGAUGCAAGAAACCUACAGCUAAGUUUCUUGGUGAUCCGGUGCAAUCAGUGGCGACAACGGAUAGAGAACUACUCGGUUUUUUUUUCUGCCGCGACUGGAUUCAGCAGACACAAGCCAGUAUUUAAUACCCCCAUGAUUGGAAUCCAGAUAAUCGACACAUUACCAGUACUGGUAACAUGAAUAACUUCAUACAACUUCAUACACGUAAUAGUUCUCGUAUACAGUUGUACUAAUG
Molecule: messenger RNA, 1507 nt
Organism: Suillus subaureus
Lineage: Eukaryota; Fungi; Basidiomycota; Agaricomycetes; Boletales; Suillaceae
Exons: 5
Coding region: 33-1397 (454 amino acids)
Source: RefSeq, a predicted model, not a curated record